GGUCAAGAAGAAGAAGAAGCAGAGGAAAUACCCAUUGAAGUUAAAUAAUGCUUUUACUUGCUCGUAAUGCGACGAGUUUUUCUCUAGCUUUUCUCUGUUCCCUAAAGAAAAAGUGUUUAAAUCCAGUCGUUUCAUCUCAUCUAAUAAGAAUGACGCAUUACUUAAUGGAGAGGAGAGGACGACCGAACUCGCCUGACUACAGGAUUUACUUCAAAACUUCAGAUGGAAAGUACAUAUCUCCUUUCCAUGACAUUCCUCUGUAUGUGGCUGAUGAACAGGAAUAUGAUGUUCCACCAAAGAAACUUAAAACAAAUGAGAUUCUCUUAAAUAUGGUUGUAGAAGUACCUCGCUGGACAAAUGCCAAGAUGGAGAUGGCAACAAAGGAACCAUUAAACCCGAUAAAACAAGAUGUAAAGAAAGGCAAGCUGCGAUAUGUAGCUAACAUUUUCCCACACAAAGGUUACAUCUGGAACUAUGGUGCACUUCCACAGACAUGGGAAGAUCCCAAUCACGCUGAUAAAGAAACCAAGUGCUGUGGAGACAAUGACCCCAUAGAUGUGUGUGACAUCGGCUCCAAAGUGUGUGUAGCCGGGCAGGUAAUUCAAGUUAAGGUUCUUGGAAUUCUGGCUUUGAUAGAUGAAGGAGAGACUGACUGGAAAGUAAUAGCCAUUAAUAUAGAGGACCCUGAUGCAUUGAACCUAAACGAUAUUGAGGAUGUCAGAAAGGUUAAACCUGGUUACCUUGAGGCUACCGUGGAUUGGUUUAAAAAAUACAAAGUGCCAGAUGGAAAGCCUGAGAACCAAUUUGGAUUAAAUGGACAGUUCAAGAAUAAGGACUUUGCCUUAGAAGUCAUAAAAUCAACACACAGCUACUGGAAAGAGUUAGUGACCAAACCAAAGACAAAAAAUCUUGAAAUUGUUUGUCAGAACACGUCUUUGUGUGAUAGUCCAUUUAAAUGCAGUGAUGCAGAGGCAAGUGCAGUGGUCCAAGCUGCUGCAGAAUAUGGGGGACCCCUUCCAGUGUCUUCUGAUGUAAACAAAUGGCUCUUCUUGUCAAAGUAAAGUUUUAUUUGACAAAUCAAUUAGCAGUGUAAUCUUAUGAGGUAAAAAAUGUCAGAAAUCAAAUGAUUACAUGGUUACUGGCACAAAGAUGUUUUACAUUUUUGUAAAUCAAUUUUUUUUCUUAUUUAUCAAAAAUCACAGUGUUGCUUGCUAUACAGUAUAUUCAUUUGUUAUUAUGUUAGUAAAGCAUGUAAUUUUUUUAUUUAUAUUUUUAUCAUUUUCAUACAGAAAAUACUGUGUGUAAUAGGGGUGUGCAGCGGAGUCAGUAUUUGUAUCUGUAUUUGUGUCUGUAACCAUCUAAAAAUUAUUUGUAUUCGGAUUGAACCGGUAGUUGGCGGGUCUUAAACCGGAAGUUUGUCUUAUUACAUGAAAAUGGCAUUUUAACUGCAUUUUUGCUUUUAUUAUAAUUAUAACUUAAAUAACUGUAAAUAUUUAUUAAAAAUUAUAUUAGAAAAUUUUAAUGAAAAAGACAAAUAACUUCAUUCUCAUUAAUAAUAGGCAUGGAAAACAAACUUCUCAUUUUCAAAGCCUCAUACAGCUUGUGCCUAUGUGCGUUGAACUUGAGAGCGCAUUGACUAUACAUCACCCUUAAGCAAUUAUUGUGUCUUUAGGCACAGUUACAUAUGUGACUCAUUCUGUCUAAAUGAGAUUAAUCCCUCGUCUAGCGAUUCAAAUACUUUAGGUAUGAAACAUCUUUGUUUUCGUUUUGGUUUCGGUUUAAAAACAUGCAGGUAUUUGAAAAUAAAAUGCAGGACUUGCUUGAUGUUUAAAGAGUUAUUAAGAGACGUAAAUUCAGGACUGAUUUAUGUUAAAAAGUUAGUAAGAUCGACAAGACUUGCGCUGACUGACAGAUCCGAAACGCAAUGCACAGGAAGCAAGUACAAGCACUGACAGAAUAGUUCAAAAACAUCUGUUUUGACGAGAAUUUACGAAAGUAUAAUAAGCAUUACAUCAAACUUGCUGAGCUCAUUAUUAUCUAUGUCCAUACAGCGUUUGCGCAAACAGAAUGAAUUGUUUAAAAAAAUCUUUCUCAUUAAUCUUCAUCUAAAUAAAUAAAUCAGAUAUUCGUUUAAAAUUUCAAAUAACAGUAUGCUCUAUUUAAAAAAAAACGUUUUGACUUAGUUCAAAACAAGCAAAAUGAUUUUAAACAAAAAUGUAAUUAGAAAGAUUUAAUUCAAAUGUUUCAUUUAUCAAUUACUUACUUUAUUUUUAUGUUAACUGCAAUUGUGUCAUAGUAAUCUUCAGUUUAAAUAAAAAAAAAUAAAGUUUAAAGCCAAAUACAAUGACCACUUUUGUAGCCCCGCCCACAGCUUCGCGUGACACGUGUGUCUCAACAAUCAGUAAAUAUGUCUUUAAAGAUUGCCAAAUGUAACCAUAAUGACUUUUAAAUACAUUUUUUCUGAUAGACUUUUAUUUUGACGCGGUUAUCUGAUAACCAUGGUAACGAAGUCUUGGGUUGUGGAAGAACCGCGUGGGAACAACACGGAAGCUGAAUACUUUGACCCUACAGUCACAUUAGCUACAAAAGUGAAUGACACCGAGCGACACACACUCGCUUGAUGGGCGUUCCUUGGCUAGUUUCCAAAAGCGGUAUCAAAAGUCACUUUAGAGGUAUUGUUACGUUACAAGAACGGUGUUUUUGGAUUUAAAAGUAUUUAUUUCUCGAUAAAAGUAACAAAAUAUAUGAGAUAAAAUGCCAAACUUAUCAGAUAUAUACAUAAAUACGCAUUUUCCGCCAUCUUGAAUUGUUUUCUCAGACUCGACCACAGACCUACGUCACGCUGCUCCUUCACUCCGAUUGGCAGUCGCUUUGUCGCAUCGCUCAGCAUUUGCAUAAAAUAGCCUGCUUGUCUAUUUUGGCCCCGCCUUGCUCGCGCAGCGGCGAGCUCGUCGCUUGUCGCUGGCAAACGGCCACUUCCAUUGAAAAUGAAUGGUAGCCUGCCGCUCUGUCUCUGUCGCUUGUAGCUAAUGUGACUGGGGGGUUAAUUCAGAGGCUCGUAAAAUAGGGCUGCACGAUUCGGAGAAAAAAUCUAAUUGCGAUUUUUCUGAUCAAAAUUGCGAUUCGCGAUUUAAAGUGCGAUUCAUUGGUAUAUAAUAAAAGAGCUACAUCCAGGUUUGUUGUGGUGGUUUUAAUAGCACCAAAAAAUGAUGCUGUGCUACUGUUUAUUUAAAACCUCUUAAACAUUGUGCCAAGUUGUCUGCAGGACUUUGCUCUUCUGCAGACCAACUUUUUUUUUAUCUAAGAACAUUUAAAUACAAUUUAACAAAAAUUUUUGGAAAGUUUUAUUUAAAAUAACAUAUAGGCCAACGUAUUUUGGCUGUCACUACAACAAUGCUUCUGACAAGCAAAUGUUUAGUUUUUUCUUUUAAUCAUAAGACUAUACUCAUCUUGUUUUACUUUUCAGGCAUCUGUCAUAAAUGUAAAUAUAUUAGUUAUUAGAAUCUAUGAUUUAACAUAAGCAAAAAAUACAAAUAAAACACUGCACAGUCCUCACUGUAGGAUUUUAAAUGUGGAGCUGCAGAAGCUUGUUCAGUUAAGAGUAAGGAGUGAUUUUAAUUUUUGGUGUGUAAUAAACAUUUCUGACACAGAAAGCACCAGGUUACUGUCUGUCACUUUAAGACACAACACAGCUUUAAAACUGCUCUGCUUCAAUAUACUGAUAAACAUCCAGCUGUUUAUGUUCACUUAGACAAGAAAGAAAACUUAAGUUUAGUGAUCAAGUGUGUGCUGACUGCUCUCUGUGUGCACGCUUCAUGAACCCUCGUGCCUGUAUUCAAAGUGGUGCAGAUGUGCGCGUGCAAAAAAAGUAUACUGUACCUCUUUCGUCUGCUGUGUCCCGGGCUUUAAUGAAACCUGCUUAUAGUCUGAUGAGGCGCUUGUCAUUGUUUGCGAUGCAUGACGAGAAACGGAAGUAUAUACACCUUUCUUUAAGUCCAACAUUACACAAAAGGGAAAUGUUUUCGCGCAUUUCUGUCCUUUCAUUUGCAGGUUAAUGAGUUAUAAUGAGUUUGAGUUUUUAAAAUGACUGAAUCCAAAAUCUGCCAACUUCAUGACAUUCCACGUUGUGCAGUUAAUUCCAUUUGUAUGCAUUUCGCGAUGCUGUCCGUGUUUUCCGCAUCGCGGAAAUCAUAUGGCCGUACACUUUGUAGAGGAGUUGAACUGCUGCUCGCGCUCAUGUUUUCCAAAUGGUGUUAUCUGACGUGUAGUCAGCAGCUCAGUGUUAAUGCACUCUAUUGGUUUAAACUGCAUCAAACGUAAAAUGCGCAUGAAGCGAACUGUCAAAAACUGCGUACUAGAUGAUUGUUAUAUUUGAUAGCUUUGAAUCGAAAUAAUCGCAGCUCUUGCGAUUCGAAAAUCGCAUCCAUUCACAGCGCGAUUUCGGUUUAAAAACAAUUAAUCGUGCAGCCCUAUCGUAAAAUAACAUUAGGAAUGCGUGGAUGAAGGUUAUUUUUGAAGAGUUCCAGCUCGCGUGGGGAGUGUUUGAUUACCUUUUGUACUGUGCGGAUUCACUUGUAAAGAAGCAAGUCGAUGCUGGAUUUGCAGAGAGACUGUGAUUAAAAGCACCACUAAUAUUGGAUCUGACGAAAAUGACACAGCAAGUAAGACAUUUUACUUUAUUUAAGUUACUGCGUUUCACUAUUGCUUUAUUAGAAGAGAUCGCUUGAUAUGUCCUGUUGUAACAUCCGUGUCUAAGCACGAAUGUUUGACUAUUUUAAUUUACUAAAAACAUUAAACGAUUAAUAAAGGUGCAACACUUAACAAUACGAUUGUAAUUUAACGAUAGAAAUAUGCAAAGUUAGUGAUAAGGAAGGAUUUAUCAGCCGCAAUUUAGAUUAUGAUGCCCGCUUACUUUGUUGUAUACGGUAAUUUAGGCAAGUUGCGUUUGAACGGUCAAACACUCAACAAAGCUUUUUUAUCAUAUAACUGUGGUAUGUAACAUUACGUGUAUCUAAUAGCAACCCCACAAGCACAAUAGAAAUAUACAAAGUUAUUGAUAAGAGCUUAUCAGCCACAGUUUAUAAUCUGAUGCGCACUUACUGUGUUGUUUACGGUACUUUAGUCACGUCAAGUUUAAAGUUUUGUUUCUACUUUACUAUACGUAUUGUCAUUUAUGUGUAUCAUCUUUAGCAACCAGAAUCUUUUGUGGCUCAAACAUAUAUGUGUUCGGCUGCUAUUUUCACACAUUAAUGUUUUUUUUAACAUUUCCCCACAUGUAAUGACGGGGAAUGAAGCCAUCCAAUCAUAGCAGUGGGUGUUUAAGUCCAGGUCUUCAAUGCGGCCCGCCCCUUCAAACGAAGCUUUUCUUCAGAGAGCCACUAAUGCAUGUUACAAAAUAGCCUAUUACUUAUUGUUUUUUAUGUUUUUGAAUGUAAAAACCACGCGAACAUCAUAAGUAGACCUCAGACAACAGUAUAAAACAAUAAAAUCGACAAAUUCACCGCCCCUUUAAUUGUAUAUUCACCUAGAUUGAAAAUGAAGCUUUCUUUAACUUGAAGUAAUUAAAAGAUCAUCUGUGACCGAAGUCACACGGAGUUAUUAACAAAUAUUUUAUUAUCAGAGUGCAGCAUUUUAUCAAGGUAUUCUGGUCUUGUGUAAUUGUAAAAUGUAAAAAAUAAUAAUCAAAGGGUAAUUUUUUACAGUUGGGUUAAAAGAAGUUUGAUAUUAGCAGCGUUUUUAAACUAAUUCCAAAACAGCUCGUGUUUCUAAAUAAGGGACACUAAGAAAAUGUCAUUCAUGUCAUUUUAUAGAUUGCACUCAUUCACUUCACACACACAUUAUACGUGCUUUAAGGGGUUAAUAAUUUAGCAAACACGUGAUUAUGUCUGGCCGAAUAUUUUUUCUGUUAUUCGGAUGAAUUUGUUAUUCGUUUUGAAGCCAUUAUCCCUGCCCUUCCGAAUAACUUAUUCGGCUUCGGGCACAUCCCUAGUGUGUAAUGUGUUUUCAGUAACAUUGUGAUUUUGUAAUUUAGGCAAGGCAAGUUUAUUUGUAUAGCACAUAUAAGUUCAUUUGUAAAGCAUCAAGUGCUUAAAACAAUCUAAGAGGGAAAAAAUUUGUAAAAAUAAGAGACAUUUAAAAUAACAAAGAUACAUGAGAAUUUAAAAUAACAAAAGAAAAUGAAUGUAAUUUUAAUAGAAACAGUUUCAAAUGUGUUAAAAAUAAUAAAACGGGAAUAAAAGUGACUGUAGCUAAAAGUGCAGUCAGGGUGAAGCAGCACAGUGCUGUCACAAUGAUUAAAUAAUUGCCUCAUCGCGAUUGUUUGACAUCGCGAAGAUUUCAGAUUACCGCAAUGAUUGCACAUCUCUCUAAUAAAUUAGACAUUAUCAGAUUACUUUAAAAUAUGUGUUAUGUGUAUUAAUAUUUACUGCCAGGUAAACGUUGCAAAAUAUUUAUUGAAAUAAUCACAACAAUAUGCGAAAAUUAUUUCAUAAACAAACAAAAAAAUAUGAGAAUUAAAUUUCAAAGCAAUAAAACAGACAUUUAAUCAUCAUAAUCGUCAAAGCACUAAAAUAGGCAAUUAAUCAUCAUAAUCGCCACAAUUUAUUGGAUAAUUAACCAUCAGCCAAUUUUAUAACCGUGACAGCCCUACAGCACAUUGCUCAUUCUGUAAAUGCAUAGUAUUUAAACAGAUGUGUAUUUAAUCUAAAUUUAAAAGUGUCUACUGUGGAAGCACAUACGAUCUCUUCUGGAAGCUGAUUCCAGCUACACGUGGCAUAAUAGCAAAAUGCUGACAGACUUCGUUUUGAUAUAUUCUGUUUAUAUUACUGUUAUUAAUGUGCUUUAUAAUACAAGUGUUUCAGAGCCGAAUCGUAACUCAAACUUAAAAGAUUGUUAAAGGUCUCUAUAACCUAGCGGUUUACUAUAAUUUCGCUUAAUUUGUGUUCUUAAGGGCGAUUUAUAGUCGUGCGUAGGUCCUACGGCGUAGCUACGGCGUAGGCUAUCCGUAGCCUGUGCGUAGCUCUGCGUAGCCUGACGCGCACCUCACAAAAUUUCUAACAGCGCGUCGACUCUACGCGGACCGCAAGCGCUGUGAUUGGUCCACCAGAACCCCUCCCGUCAGGUAAAAAAAACUGCGUCAUAGGUAUUUCCGUUUGAGACGGUGAAAACAAAGAUGAGCCAUGUUGAGGAGUGAUUUAACUCAAACUGCAACAUAAGUCGCUGUUUAUUUACUUCCAUCAUUGCUGGUCUUCUCAAAUUAUACACAACAAGUUGCUAUUUCUUCUUCGUUUGUGGGUUAACUUGCUUAGCUUCUUUUUCUGUGACGACUUCUGCUGCUACUGUGGUUACACGCGUGAUUACUGCCAACCAGCGGUUUCGCGUGUGUUUGCACGUCGACGCGGACGGCGACGCAAAAGUAUAAAUGAAAAUCGACGCGGAACCUACGCCGUCGCGGCUACGCCGUAGGACCUACGCACGACUAUAAAUCGCCCUUUACAGUGCCUGAUAAAUAUGAGAUAAUUUCUAAAGUUAAAAAUUUUUCCCUGAAGUACUAUUCAAUACUUCGUAAUCUACCUAGAGCAGACGUCCUAAAAAAUUAGUGACUGUGCAAGGAAGAUACUUAAUGAUGCCAGUGGACUAAAAGAGUUGCAAGCUUAAGUAGCCGAGAUUGAAGAGACAAUACCAGGGGUGGCGAAGGUCGGUCCUGGAGAGCCGCAGCCGUGCAGUUUUUAGCUCCAACUAAACCUCACCUGUCUGAAUGUUUCUAGUAACUCUUUAGACCUAGAUUCCUGUUCAGGUGUGUUUGAUUAGAGCUGGAGCUAAACUCUGCAGGACUGCGGCUCUCCAGGACCAACGUUCGCCACCCCUGGACUAUACUAUAAAUACAAGAUGUCCAUGUAUUCUACCAGUCACAGCUUUAUGGAAGUGUGUUUAAAUUGAAUCUGUUAACAUUUAGUCAAGCAUUGGGCAAUGUCAGAAACAGAACAUAUUCACUGUGAGGUAUGAGUUGUAAAAUGUGAUGCAGUCUGAUGCAGUCAGCCAAGAUAUAUGCCUAAGUAACCUUCUAUAGAAGAAUUAUAGAAGAAGAAUACUUUAAAAAACAAAACUGACUUUUCCUCAUACAAGCGUAUGCUAAUGGCACUACGUGAGCUUUAUUGACUGGGUUUAAUGUGGAUACAAUGAAAAGCAAGAAUGCACACGUUAUUAUACAUAACAUUUUUUAGUUGUCAUAAUGAGAAUUUUUUUUAACUUUGAUAUAUAAUAUUUUAAUAGAUGCUUGUAGUAAAGUUAUAGACACGCACGUGCAGUGACGUGAUUACGCAGGCUCGAACUUUCUUCAGCUUUCGGUUUGUUUAAUGGUCUGACUAAUUGCUGAAACUGAACUCUUAAACAAAUACCUCAUUAUAAAAUGACAAAUGUUUUGGUUUUCUAGUUAAUCUACGUGUUGUUUAUUUUGCUUGUUAUAUAAAUAAACUACUUUAAAUGGAUUUUGUUUUUAUUUAUUAUCUGAGUUUACUGGAAGUUACAUGUUUUCCAUGAAAGCCGCCUGUUUAUGUUGUAACUGCUGAAACCAUCUAUAAGAUAAAAAAAACUGUAAAAAGAAGCAUAGGUUUUACUGUUUACAAAAGUUCAGUGUACUAACUGUACUUACUCGCUUCGCAGGUUUUCUAAUUGCUCUCGUGGCACUUUUAUAUUUUUUUGCAGAUCAAUCUGCGCAGCGCCACAGAAACCACAUGGUAUCAGGGCUGUAAAAUAAAGUAUUGCCUGUUACUUAACUUCUCAGCUGUGUUGAUAUACCUAUAAAGUAUCCUUAUAGUUUCUUUGUAAUUACCUUGAAAUAGGGAUGCACCAAUACCACUUUUUUGGAAUACGAGUACGAGUACUUGCCGAUACGGAGUACUUAAUAAAAAACAUGAUUUAAAUUGACAGGUAACAGCUUUAGUCAUAUAAUUUAACAAAAAAACAAGGGACUAGUUUUCCAGUUUGUUGUAAACUCUGCCUCUUUGGACAACACAAGAGGCAUUAACCCCUUACACGCCGCUCAAACAUAGACAUUUCUCAGACCGUGGUAUCGAUCCCUGGUAUCGGGGGACUUUUAACGAGUACUUUAGAAAAUGUGGUA
Molecule: messenger RNA, 9121 nt
Organism: Paramisgurnus dabryanus
Lineage: Eukaryota; Metazoa; Chordata; Actinopteri; Cypriniformes; Cobitidae
Gene: ppa2
Product: inorganic pyrophosphatase 2
Biological process (GO): phosphate-containing compound metabolic process
Cellular component (GO): cytoplasm
Molecular function (GO): inorganic diphosphate phosphatase activity; magnesium ion binding
Source: RefSeq, a predicted model, not a curated record